AUGCGCGAGCCGCAGCCGUGGUUUUCUCGCGAAGAGCUUGGCCACAUUGUGACAUGGAAGAUGAUGCGCGGGACGUGGCGCCCGCGCAACAAGGCUCUCACCCUCUCCAACGAUGAGCUCGCUGUCCUGGAUGCCACCGUUAAGGGCUGCUUUGCCCUUAAGCGCGUCGCCGACUCGUCCAAGAAAGUCCUCUACGAGUACGAAUACUCUUGUGCCGAUGACGACUCGACGCUUGCUGCCAUCAAGCAAGCCAUCAACUCGGUGGCGGCCUUGUCUGGCAUCGGCCCAGCAUCAGCCUCGGCUGUGCUCUCCGUCUACGCUCCGGACCUGGUCCCGUUUUUGGACUCGCCCAUGGCCAAGGCCAUCACAUCACCGCCGCUCGGCCCGAUCAAGUUCACCACCAAGUACUAUCUCGCUUUUGUCAAACGAGUUCGCACCAAGGCCCGCGUGUUGGAGGCCGCCCGCGCCCUUUGGGUCUACGCCGCCGCUAGCAGCCUUCUCCAUCCCAACUCGCGAGUUCCACGCGCAGAGCUCAAAGACUCCUCCCCGCUCCCUGGCCUUGACUGCACCACAGCCUCGUUGUCUGCCCCGGCUGCUGCUGGCCCAUCGCAGUGA
Molecule: messenger RNA, 615 nt
Organism: Thecamonas trahens ATCC 50062
Lineage: Eukaryota; Apusomonadida; Apusomonadidae
Exons: 2
Coding region: 1-615 (204 amino acids)
Source: RefSeq, a predicted model, not a curated record